CGUGGUGUGAAUUUUUUUCUUAACCCUUCUCUGUGGGAGACUUUUUUCAGUUACGAUGUACUUCGAAUAACCGAAUCUUUACCGCUCGCGCUCGUUUUUAUCCUGUUUAAUAACGAUGGCUAACGAAAUUCGCUAUGACAAUCGGAAUAUUGUGGAGAAAUACCUCAAUCACAAACUUUUAAAGAGGGGAUAUGUAUGGAAACUUCCAUCUUCUGGGGAAGAAGAUGACACCUUCAAUAAAGGAGAGGACUCCUCUCCAAACUCUGACAGGAGGAGGCUUCAGGCUCCCUCGGCCGGCGGGGGUAACAACUCUGAAUGCCUGAUAGCCCACCGGCUCACCCUUUCAAACCCUCAUUUGAGGCUCUACCGGGUGUUACGCGAGGCUGGAGACGAGAUAGAAAGGAUGUACCAGCGUGAAUUUGAGGAGAUGUCCCACCAGAUGAUAUUUAGUCCCAAUGCAGCGCAACGCAACUUCUUAACCGUGGCUGAAGAGCUCUUUAGAGACGAAGUGAACUGGGGGCGGAUCGUGGCUUUCUUCGAGUUUGGCGGGACCAUGUGCGUGGAGAGCGUCAACCGGGAGAUGGCGUCCCAGGUAGAUAGUAUUGCACACUGGAUGACAGACUACCUGAACGGGCCACUGGAAAACUGGAUCGAGGAAAAUGGAGGUUGGGAUGCCUUUGUGGAGAUGUACGGUCAGCAGAGAGACUCUAUGUUCCAUCCAUUGUCGUACCUAACGAAAGUGCUUGGAUUGGCGGCGCUGGGCUUGGCAGGAGUGACCAUCGCCUUUUUCGCUCAGAAGUGACAGCCCUGCAGGUCUCUCAGCCAAUCCAUCUCACUUUCUCUGCCUGUCUCUCCUCUUCAGCUUAUCAAAGCAUCUCUCAGCGCCACACUGCCCCGCUAAGCCCGGCACCAGUGCCCUUCAAAGGCCGCCACUGAUCCGAUGCCCCUCCAGCCACGGGAGCUACGGCGCUCACGCUCUUUCACCCUCUCUGGAGUGAAGAAAACACAAAGAAAAAGAAUACAGAAUGAGGACUCGCAGGAACGCUCCCACACUUUAACCAUGAUGCUCGUCACUGCCAUGUACAGUUGCGCUCACACAGAGAUUGACACACAAAACACGUGCACACACAAACACAUGCUCACAUACUUCAUAUGGACGUUUUAUCUUUAAAGUUUGUUUCUUAUGUAUGAAACGAGUACAAAGAGAUUUUUAAACUUAAGAUUGUGCUUUUUUGACAUUUUGAUAUCAGGUUUUUUGGCAUUUUGUAGCAUGAAUCAAAAAAAAGAGAGAGGAAAAUAAGAAAGUGUGCCGGCGUGAAUGUAAAUAACUUCUCCACUUUUUGCAUGUGUGGAAAAAGAGGAUCUUUAAGCUACUUUAUUGCAUGAUGGCAUUUUGAACUCGGCCACCCACCUCUACUUUGUUGAUUCGGGGUGUUUUGUAUGUUUUUGUUUAUUUCUGUCUCUCACUCCAUUGGAUGGACCUCUUGAGAUCUCCCGUCAAACCAACAGAUGUUGAGUAUUCCUCAUUAAAAAGUUCCUCUUUGGUUUGCUCCGUGUCUUACUGUUUGGUGAGCACAAAGAACAUGCCAACAACCAAACCGAAGCGGAUAUCAUGAUGUGAUCUCACCCAGCAUGGGUCGCGGAGUUGUCUGACCCAAAUCGCCCCUUCUUGAAUGUAAAGACUGGAAGUUUUACUUCUUUUGGGUUUCCCUUUUAUUUUUUUGUUUUGGUUUGAUUGGUGCAAAAUGCGUUAAAAGAGCAAUUCUGAUGGUAAAUUCCAUUUUCGAGGGUAUUGUGUAUGUGUUAAGUCUGUGUACAUGUAGUGUAAGUGUGUGUGUACAUCUGUAAAUAGAUUGCGUUGAGAGAGCUGGACUUGGCUGUGUUCUGGUGGAGAACGCGGGCGACCCGCCAGUUGUGUCCAGCCAAGCCAGGUGUGUAUGUGCGUCUGCAGAUGAAACGGACAGGUGGCAGCUGGGAACAGAAGUUCAUUCAGGCUGGCAUGAUAGGCAUGCAGGCCAGCGGGGCUUUGAAAAGACUCUGAACACAACGGACUAUGUAAUUCAUGGCCCAGGUGUAUCACUUUCCCCUCCUCGUCGCCCCUCCAAUGUUAUCUUUCUUGCAUGGUAGAUUUCAGGCACCUUGUGAGCUGUAGAUUUUCGGAUGCCCCAACAACCAAAGAAAUCCGAUCCGUCUUCUGUAACUUCCGCCCCAGAGAGAAUCUCAUCCAGUGAUAUACCACAAGUGCCCAGUGUGUUCCACUGGGAGGGUUGAUUUCUCAUUCACAGGAAGAGACUGCGACACCAGCUUUUCCUAAUGUCUUUUCCCCCUCAGAUGUCCAUUACAGUCACUGGUGUAGA
Messenger RNA from Rhinichthys klamathensis goyatoka, 2357 nucleotides. RefSeq names its product BCL2 apoptosis regulator a (gene bcl2a). Lineage: Eukaryota; Metazoa; Chordata; Actinopteri; Cypriniformes; Leuciscidae. Gene Ontology annotation, molecular function: protein homodimerization activity; protein heterodimerization activity. The transcript has 2 exons. Gene Ontology annotation, biological process: extrinsic apoptotic signaling pathway in absence of ligand; intrinsic apoptotic signaling pathway in response to DNA damage; negative regulation of intrinsic apoptotic signaling pathway. Bases 116 to 802 code for a protein of 228 amino acids. Gene Ontology annotation, cellular component: mitochondrial outer membrane. The record is from RefSeq and is a predicted model, not a curated record.